GGCGGCCGUGCAAUUAGACAACGUUCAGUGCCGAUUCAGCCAUUAGCUCGCCUACCCGCAGCUCCAGCGCAAACGUUAAACGUUCGCUUGAAGGUUUUUCGCCAGCGAACUGCAUUAACUGUUGACCUGAACCGCCAUGUCAGAAAAGGCUCCUCUUCUACAUUACCGACUCACCACCAGCAUCGGUGCGGGCCCGAAACAUGUAUCCAAACACAGCGGGGCCAAGCCAGGCAGGGACGGCCGACGAUCCAAGGACGAAACCGCCCGGAAACUCGGGGUGCUGUUUGGCGUGGUCAUGCCGACCUUACUGUCCAUGUUUAGCGUCGUUGUGUUUUUGCGAAUUGGGUUUGUUGUGGGUCAGGCAGGACUCUACCAAUCCAUUGCCAUGUUCUUGGUGGCCUAUUUCAUCAUCACAAUGACUGUGCUUUCUGUCUGUGCCAUCUCCACCAAUGGGGCUUUAGAUGCUGGAGGUGCUUAUUACAUGAUCAGCCGAGCUCUGGGUCCAGAGUUUGGAGGCAGUAUUGGGAUCAUGUUUUUCUUUGCCAAUGUCUGCGGCAGUGCUCUCUACGUUUUGGGCCUGGUCGAGGCCAUCCUGUCUGCCUUUGGCAUUCCAGAAGGUGCUGCAGCUGCUGUGGGUCUCCAUCGAGUGUUGCCUACAGGAUACUGGUGGUCUCUACUUUAUGGCUCUGUCCUGCUCUUCUUGUGUUUCCUUGUCUGCUUGGUGGGAGCCCACAUCUAUGCCAAAGCCACCUUUAUUGUCUUCAUCAUAGUCACAACAGUCCUGAUUUCGAUCUUCAUCAGUUUCUUCAUUGUGGGACCCAUCGUGGUGAUUCUACCAGAUAGUUCUGUGUUUAACAGUUCAGGCCUGAGCACAGCCAACUAUUCUGGCUUUCAACUCCACACCCUGGAACGCAACUUACUGUCUAAUUACACAGUAGACUACACAACUGGUGCCAUUAUGAGUUUUACCACAGUGUUUGCUGUCAUGUUCAACGGCUGCACUGGAAUCAUGGCAGGCUCUAAUAUGUCAGGUGAUUUGAAAAAUCCCAGCUAUUCCAUCCCAAGAGGAACCCUUGCAGCUGUUCUUACAACUUUCAUCACAUACAAUCUGCUUAGUGUUAUGGCUGCCUGGACCUGUGAUCGCCACCUUCUCCAAAGAGAUUACAGUUUCCUGGGAGACAUCAAUAUAUGGCCACCCCUGGUGACAGUCGGCGUUUACUCCUCCACCAUCUCUGCUGCCAUGAGUAACCUCAUAGGAGCCUCCAGGAUCCUAUAUGCCCUUUCCAAAGACAACCUUUUUGGUGGUGUCCUGGCUCUGGCAAAGAAAACAUCUCGGAGUGGGAACCCCUGGGCAUCAGUGCUUGUCUCCUGGUUGCUUGUGCAGGUGGUGCUGUUUGCUGGUAAAUUGAACACCAUUGCUGGUAUUGUGACUAUAUUCUUCUUGUUAGUCUAUGCUGCUGUGAACCUGGCCUGUUUAGCUCUCGAAUGGGCAUCUGCACCAAACUUCAGACCCUCAUUUCGUUGUUUCACUUGGCAUACCUGCACCCUGGGCAUUAUUGGCUGCCUGGUCAUGAUGUUCCUGAUCAAUGCCAUUUAUGCAUUUGCCAGCAUAGCCUUCAUGCUGCUGCUCUUAAUGCUUAUCCAAUACCUCGGUCCCAUCAGCAACUGGGGAUACAUCAGCCAGGCUCUCAUCUUCCACCAGGUGCGCAAAUACCUGUUGAUGUUGGAUGUGCGUAAGGAUCAUGUGAAGUUCUGGCGGCCCCAGGUGCUCUUGAUGGUGGCAAACCCUCGUAGCUGUACAGGUCUCAUAACUUUCAUUAACGACCUUAAGAAGAGCGGCCUCUAUGUCCUGGGACAUGUAAAGCUGGGUUUACUGGAUGGGUUGCCCUCUGAUCCUCUGCAGAACAGUUACGACUCCUGGUUGUCCCUAGUGGACCACCUAAAUGUCAAGGCAUUUGUGAACCUUACCCUGGCUGACUCUGUGCGACAUGGAGUUCAGAACCUACUUUUCAUCACAGGCUUUGGGGCGAUGCGGCCGAACACUCUAGUUUUGGGUUUCUAUGAUGACUGCGUCCCUCAAGACCACCUCCAAGGUAAACUUCUCCUUUCUACAGGCUAUGGCUUGGAUAUACCAAAUCCAUCAACAGACCCCCGAGAGCGGCGAUCUCCCUGCUUCCCCAAUGUGCGAGGUAUUGAGGACCCCAAAGACCAUCAGGAGGAGGAAUAUGUGUCAGUGAUUGCUGAUGCUGUAAAAAUGGGAAAGAAUGUGAUAUUGGCUCGUUACUUCAACCAGUUCAACCGAGAGGAGGUCUUGGGAUCGGGAAGAAAGAUUGGAGGCCACCGGAGCAUGACGGGGCCUUUUGUUGACAUCUGGCCUCUGAAUCUACUUCUGCCAGACAGCCGUGGUUAUGUGGACAUCUGCUCACUGUUCCUGUUGCAGCUGUGCACCGUGCUCCACGAGACCCGUGCCUGGAGCCAGGCAAGACUCCGCCUUUUCCUGUGUGUGGAGGCUGGUUGCAGUCUGAAGGAAGAGGAGGAGAGGAAGCUCCAAGUGAUGCUAAAGGAGCUCAGGAUCUCAGCUCAGGUGCAAAUAGUGGAAUGGGACCAGGUGGUUGCUCUGCACUGGCAGAGACAAGGAGAAGAGAGGAGGGAGAGAGGAAAUCUGGUAGAGUCCGCACAGAAUGAAGAGAGGAGGGAGAGACGAGAAGUCGAGAAGGAAAAUGGUAUUCAGCAGUUUCCUAAUAAUGCAGCUCAGCUCACCGAUGAAUAUAUCUGUGCUGUCAACAGUCUCAUUCGCAGACAUGGUGCCCCUCAGCCUGCUGUGAGUUUCCUGUAUUUGCCCCGCCCACCAGCGGACACAAGCCGUUACCGUGCAUACCUUCACCACAUGGACCUGUUAAGUCAAGACCUGGGCCCAACAUUGCUUAUUCAUGGGGUUACUCCUGUGGUCACCACUGACCUCUAAGAUUUUACUAUCAACUCUUAAUCCAUCAACCAGGAUGAUCUGGUACAGUUAAUCUGUGGGGCUCUGCCUGUUGUAACCGGAUUAUUAUGACAGUUAAUUAUGAUUAUUAAGCUGUCAAUACACAGUAUCAGACCAAACCAGUUUUAUAUUUAAGACACACCCAGAUUUUGAAUUUACAGUUCAUAUUUCCCUUAUAUUCUUAAGACAUUUUGGAAAAUUGAUUUGAUGACCUAGAUACUCAAAAUGAGUUUUUGUUUUAGGUUGUUUAGUCAUCACCAUGGACAUAGUAACAUUUUGUGGGGUGAAAGAAGAAACAUCAGGAGGAAGGAUUUUAGGCCGGUAAUCAUUAUUUUCUUGUCAUACACGCAACACUUUGGGAUUGUGCCAGAAGAUUGUAAACUUUUUGUACAUGUUAAUAGAAAAAUAAAUAAAUUGUUGUGUUAA
Messenger RNA from Scatophagus argus, 3409 nucleotides. RefSeq names its product solute carrier family 12 member 9-like. The record is from RefSeq and is a predicted model, not a curated record. The transcript is spliced from 14 exons. Gene Ontology annotation, molecular function: potassium:chloride symporter activity. Bases 137 to 2965 code for a protein of 942 amino acids. Gene Ontology annotation, biological process: potassium ion import across plasma membrane; cell volume homeostasis; chloride ion homeostasis. Gene Ontology annotation, cellular component: membrane. NCBI's taxonomy places the organism in Eukaryota, Metazoa, Chordata, Actinopteri, Scatophagidae.